UGACAGCAAGGGCGGGCCCGGAACGGCCGCCCGGCGGGGGCGGGGCUCGGCAGCCACGUGACGCCGGGCGGUUGGUCACGUGACGCGGCGUGCGGCCGGCCAAGAUGGCGGUGUGCAUCGCGGUGAUCGCCAAGGAGAAUUACCCACUCUACAUCCGUAGCACCCCCAUGGAGAAUGAGCUCAAGUUCCACUACAUGGUGCACACAUCUUUGGACGUGGUGGAUGAGAAGAUCUCCGCCAUGGGGAAGGCUCUAGUGGACCAGCGGGAGCUCUACCUGGGUCUGCUCUACCCAACAGAGGACUACAAAGUAUAUGGCUAUGUGACCAACUCCAAGGUGAAGUUUGUCAUGGUGGUGGACUCCUCAAACACAGCCCUUCGAGACAACGAAAUUCGCAGUAUGUUCCGGAAGCUGCAUAACUCCUACACAGAUGUGAUGUGUAACCCCUUCUACAACCCUGGGGACCGCAUCCAGUCCAGGACUCUGAGCCCUGACCUGGGGCCUCUGCUGGGGAAGGAUUGGGGACCACGAGGGCCUUUGACAACAUGGUGACGUCGAUGAUGAUCCAGGUGUGCUGAGCAGGUCUUGCUGCCUGCACCCUGACCUGAGAGGGGCGUCGUGUACAUAGCUGCUUGGAGUGUCUAUUUAAAGUCAUUUGUCUUCCCAAGUGUAAGGGGGGUAUCUUGCCACUAAAGCUUGGGAGACGAGG
Molecule: messenger RNA, 708 nt
Organism: Cavia porcellus (domestic guinea pig)
Lineage: Eukaryota; Metazoa; Chordata; Mammalia; Rodentia; Caviidae
Gene: Trappc2l
Product: trafficking protein particle complex subunit 2L
Exons: 6
Coding region: 105-551 (148 amino acids)
Biological process (GO): endoplasmic reticulum to Golgi vesicle-mediated transport
Cellular component (GO): TRAPP complex; nucleus; cytoplasm
Source: RefSeq, a predicted model, not a curated record